UGGACUGGACUCGCUUACGGUGGGCGGCAAUUCUUCUUCUUUAUAUACGCGCGCGCAUGCACACCCCAAUCAAUCUGCAUGACUCCGUCGCGCAGAUAAACCUAGUACUUAUACAUAUCAGAAACCUAGUACUACUCCUCCAGGAAAAAACCCUCGUCGAGAUCGACCGGCCCGGCGCGGCCAUGGAGAAGCCGCCGAUCCCGACCAUCAUAUCCACCGUCACCUACUGCUGCGGGGCGUGCGGGUACGACCUGAGGCUGAGCUCGCUGGCGCGGGCCGGCGCGGGCGCGGGCGCGAGGAGGCGGUGCGUGGGCGCGGCGGAGGUGGUGUUCGACGCCAUCGACGACGCGCGCUUCGGCCACCUGGAGGAGUUCCGGUGGCUCGACGUGCGCGCCUGCCUCCCCUUCUCGCGCCGGACACGGCUGCUCUGCCGCAAGUGCGGCGCCCGCCUCGGCUACGGCUACCACGACGCCGCCGCCGACGACCGCCCGCCCACCUACCACAUCAAGAUCCGGGCCCUCCGCCCCUCCCCCGAUCCCGAUCCCGAUCCCCCCGCUGCGCCGUCCGAUCCGUGAUCCGAGGUUGAUUGCCUCCCGUGUUAAUUCUUUGGUUGCCUCCGUCUCUUUCUCCUUUUCCCUCCAAUCUCCUCCAAAAGUCCAAAGCCGGUAAGCGCUUUGAUUGGACCCCAGGGAAGGAAGGAAUGCAUGCAUGCAGAGCCUGGUUGGUUGAUUGGGAUCCGAUUUUGCUUUGUGGUAUUUUUAACCGGAAUUAUUGGCCUUGACUUGGCUGCGUUGUGGAACGGAAAGUCAAAAGUUGUGUACGUACUGUUACAGUCUGAACCUCCAAUGCUGCUGGUGGCGACACUGACCGCGUGUUGUGUAGGGGGGAGGAUCGCCAGCAGCACCUGUCAAAGCCGGCAUCAAUCGUAGUACUACUUAAUAA
Hordeum vulgare subsp. vulgare (domesticated barley) is the source of this 942-nucleotide messenger RNA. RefSeq lists its product as uncharacterized. The coding region runs from base 57 to 575 and encodes 172 amino acids. The transcript is spliced from 2 exons. Lineage: Eukaryota; Viridiplantae; Streptophyta; Magnoliopsida; Poales; Poaceae. The record is from RefSeq and is a predicted model, not a curated record.